Coturnix japonica (Japanese quail) is the source of this 2836-nucleotide messenger RNA. Lineage: Eukaryota; Metazoa; Chordata; Aves; Galliformes; Phasianidae. The record is from RefSeq and is a predicted model, not a curated record.
GUUGAAUGUGAAAAGCUGGCGACUGAAGAAAUAACCGAAAUCCAGCGGCACUACGUGAAGUACUAUGAGAUGUCCUACGGGCUGAACAUCGAGAUGCACAAACAGACAGAGAUCGCCAAGCGGCUGAACGUGAUCUGUGCGCAGCUCAUCCCGUUCCUAUCGCAGGAGCACCAGCAGCAGGUGGUCCAGGCAGUGGAGCGUGCCAAGCAGGUGACUAUGAGCGACCUGAACGCGGCCAUCGGGCACCAGCUCCAAACGCAGCACCUCUCGCACCACGCGCCCCCCAUCCCGCUGACCCCCCACCCCUCUGGGAUGCAGCCCCCCACCCUGGCUGGGCUGGGCAGCGCUUCGGGGCUGCUGGCGCUCUCGGGGGUGCUGGGGGGGGCCCAGCUCCUCACCAAGGAUGACCGCGGGGUCCACGACGCCGAGCACAGGGAGCGAGACCCGGGUCCUAGCUCUCUGGUGCUGCCCAACGGGGACCGGGCACGAGCCAUCUCUGAGUACCUGAGCAGCAGCAAAAAGAGGAAGGUGGAGGAGAAGGACUUUGUGACGGACUACGGCAGCGAUGCGGACAAAAGCGAAGACAACCUGGUGGUGGAUGAGGACCCCGCGUCCCCACACAGUGUCCAUUCCUAUUCCUCCCGUGAGAACGGGCUGGAGAAGCUGCCAUUGGGCCGGAAGGAGCCGGCGCCGCUCAGCCCCACCUCCAUGGCCUCGUCCAGCAGCGCGUCCCCAUCGCGCACCAAGGAUGCGCCCACGGUGGAGAAGGCGGGGACACCCAGCCUCAAGUCCAGCACCCCCACAUCUCAGGGCGAUGCCGUAGCCCCGGGAUCCAGCAGUGCCCCACAGUUCCGCCCCACUGCCGCCAAAGCCCCUGUGGACUCCCUGGCCCUGGGCCUGAGGACCCCGCUGGGCGUGCAGAGCCCCUACUCCUUCAGCAUGGCUCACCCUGCUGUCAAUGGGGACAUGGCUGGGGCGGGUGCCUACGCCAGCCUGCACCUCGUGUCCCCGCAGCUCAAUGGCACCGCGGCCGCCAGCAGCUACGGGCGGUCCCCGCUGGUUGGCUACGACCCUCACCCACACAUGCGCGUGGCGGGGCUGGCGGCUGGUAUGCAAGUGGGGACGUCGGGGAAACCUGCCUACUCCUUCCACGUCAGCGCCGACGGGCAGAUGCAGCCGGUCCCCUUUCCCCACGACGCCCUGGCUGGUCCCGGUAUCCCCCGGCACGCGCGGCAGCUGCACAGCCUGGCCCACGGCGAGGUGGUCUGCGCCGUCACCAUCAGCAACUCCACGCGCCACGUCUACACCGGGGGCAAAGGCUGCGUCAAGGUGUGGGACGUGGGGCAGCCGGGCACCAAGACGGCCGUGGCACAGCUGGACUGCUUGAACCGCGACAACUACAUCCGCUCCUGCAAGCUGCUCCCCGACGGCCGCAGCCUGAUCGUGGGGGGGGAGGCCAGCACUCUGUCCAUCUGGGACCUGGCGGCCCCCACGCCCCGCAUCAAGGCCGAGCUCACCUCCUCCGCCCCCGCCUGCUACGCGUUGGCCAUCAGCCCCGACGCCAAAGUCUGCUUCUCCUGCUGCAGCGACGGCAACAUCGCCGUGUGGGACCUGCAGAACCAGACCCUGGUCCGGCAGUUCCAAGGCCACACGGACGGUGCCAGCUGCAUCGAUAUCUCCAACGACGGCACCAAGCUGUGGACGGGGGGGUUGGACAACACGGUGCGCUGCUGGGACCUGCGGGAAGGGCGGCAGCUGCAGCAGCACGACUUCACCUCCCAGGUGAGCGCCGGGUCCCCCCCGACGUGUUCGACCCCCCCAUAUCCCAGCACUGCCCUGUCGCUGCCCCCUCCGCCCCCAGAUCUUCUCCCUGGGGCACUGCCCGACGGGCGAGUGGCUGGCAGUGGGCAUGGAGAGCAGCAACGUGGAAGUGCUGCACCACACCAAGCCCGACAAGUACCAGCUGCACCUGCACGAGAGCUGCGUCCUCUCCCUCAAGUUCGCCGCCUGCGGGAAGUGGUUUGUGAGCACGGGGAAGGACAACCUGCUCAACGCCUGGCGCACCCCGUAUGGAGCCAGCAUCUUCCAGUCCAAGGAAACCUCCUCCGUCCUCAGCUGCGACGUCUCCACCGACGAUCAGUUCAUCGUCACCGGCUCCGGGGACAAGAAAGCGACGGUCUACGAAGUCAUUUACUGAGAGCCAUGGAGCUGACGGCCGCCAUUGGGGUCCAGUCCCUGAGAGCGGAUGGACUCACAGCCACGGGGACGGACGGACGGACCCCGGCACAGAGGAGCAGCAGCCCAGGCCUGGGGUUGUUGGCGCUGGGGAUCCCACAGUGCUGGGAUGCAGCUGCUGCUCACAGGGCCCUUCCUUGGGAUUUCCUCCUGGUUGGGCUCUUUAUUGGUUGGUUUGUUUCUAAACGGGGGCUGGGGGAGCCGAGGGGGGUUUCUUUUGUAAUGGCAUUUUUUGGUGGGUUUUAUUUCGUUGUUGUUAAAGCUCCGGGUUGGGCGGGAUGGGAGCUCCUUCCUCCCCCUCCCCCUGCACCUCCCAGGGCUUAUUUAAUAAUAAAACCACAACAGCAGCGCGGUGCAUUGCAGGAUGGAGGGGGAAGUUGGGGCUGGGGGCUGCUCUGCACGGAGCCAUGGGGGGGAGAGGGCAUUUCCAGCCCCACAUUGUGUACAUCAAGGUUCCCCCCCCCUCCCCAUGGUGCCCUGGAGGAUCUCAGCCCCCCCCCACAACACACACACACACCUCAUCAACCCCUUUUUCCUUGUAUUUUUUAUUAGUAAGGAUUUGAACACACCAUUAAAUACAUCUCUUUACUGAUAAUUCACA